AUGGUCGACGACAAAUACAUCGGGCUUGCGCUCGCAAUGCUGUCGUCGUUGGCGAUCGGCACCUCCUUCAUCAUCACAAAAAAGGGCCUCAUGGACACGUCCAACAAAUCGGGCACCGACAACGCAAACUCCCACCAGUAUCUUCAAAACCCCAUCUGGUGGGCUGGCAUCAUCACCAUGGCUGUUGGUGAGGUGGCGAAUUUCGCUGCUUACACGUUUGCGCCUGCUAUUUUGGUGACGCCGUUGGGGGCGCUUUCUGUCAUUAUUGGCGCUGUUUUGGCCGCCAUCUUCUUGAAAGAAGAGUUGGGUGUUUUGGGCAGAAUGGGCUGUGCCAUCUGCCUCAUGGGCUCCGUCAUCAUUGUGUUGCACGCUCCUCCAGACAAGGAGGUCGAGACCGUCGACGAGAUCUUGAACUACGCCACCCUGGCGGGGUUCCUCUUCUACUCCUUCUUGGUCACUGUCUACUCGUUGUUCACCAUUUACAAGAUCGUGCCCAAGUACGGCCACACAAACCCCAUGAUCUACAUCUCCAUCUGCCUGAGUGUGGGCUCCAUCUCCGUCAUGUCCAUCAAGGCCUUUGGUAUUGCCCUCAAGUUGACCUUUGCAGGCAAUAACCAGUUCACUCACAUGUCCACCUACGUGUUCAUCGGCGUCGUGGUUGUCUGCAUCCUCACGCAAAUGAACUACUUUAAUAAGGCCCUUGACCAGUUCGACACUUCCAUCGUCAACCCGCUUUACUACGUGACUUUCACCACUUGCACGCUUGUGGCCUCGUUCAUCUUGUUCAAGGGCUUCAACACCACAUCUGCCGUCAACGUGAUUUCCCUCUUGAUUGGAUUUUUGGUUAUCUUCUCCGGCGUCUACCUCCUCAACAUCUCCCGCAAGGAGCACGGUGGUUUUGACAAGGAGAUUUUCGGUGUGCACCAGGGCAAGGACAUGGGACCCUUAGAUAACGGCGUGGGCGGUUUCUCCUCGAUGAGAAGAUCCAUGCAAAUGAACAGAGGCGAGUACGACACCGAAGAGACCUUGGGAUUGCGUCGGUUUGACUCCUUCGAGUUGGGCUCAGACGAGGAAAUGGAGUCCCACCAGCGCAGGUAA
Candidozyma duobushaemuli is the source of this 1098-nucleotide messenger RNA. RefSeq lists its product as uncharacterized. The record is from RefSeq and is a predicted model, not a curated record. Bases 1 to 1098 code for a protein of 365 amino acids. Gene Ontology annotation, cellular component: membrane. Gene Ontology annotation, molecular function: magnesium ion transmembrane transporter activity. Gene Ontology annotation, biological process: magnesium ion transport. The transcript has a single exon. NCBI's taxonomy places the organism in Eukaryota, Fungi, Ascomycota, Pichiomycetes, Serinales, Metschnikowiaceae.